UAGACUAGUAGCUAUAUCUCAGCUGUUUUGUCAAAUCUUCAAUUUACAUAAUUUUAAUUUAACCCUUCACAAAUUUCAAGUGUACAAAUUCUUUACAUCACACACAAGUUCAAGGAUAACACACGAACAUGUCGAAGGCUGCAAGUCCCACACGAUUCUCCGGUGACAUGGAUCAUUUUUACGACCCAAAAUUUACUCAAGAGAUUAGUCAGAAGAUGCGAGUUCCAAAAAGGAUAAGGGUUGAUGGUGAAACAGAAGAUGAUGUUUCAACUAAUUUACCUCUAAGUUCUUGGAACCAACCAGAUAAAUUUGACAUGCAAGUUCCUGAUAGGAUUCUUGUAAUUGGUCAAGAUCAACAUUUUGGUACCAGAGCUCCACCCCGAGAACUGCAGUUUGAGAACUCCGUGAUGCCACCAGAUCCAGGCUUCGUGAGAGUGCAGACACCCCCAAGAGUAAUUACCCUGGAUGAACACUACUUCCCUUCAGCUGAUGAUGAGUUCCUGAGGCACCCUCCUGCUGAACCAGUGGCCAAGAGUGUGGUUCCCCCCACUAGACCCACCCAGAUAAACAGAGCCCUGGACAUGAGCAGUGAGCAGAGGUCUGGACCUUUGGUUCAGUUUAGUGCGGAAGGCAUGUCGACCAGCGAGGAAGUGGUACAUCUGCGCAGACAGUUGGCCAAACUGAACCGUCGUGUGAUGGCCAUGGAGUUGAACACACUACAACAGCAGCAGAGGGAGAAGAUAAUGUAUGCUGUCAUCACUGCAUACUUCCUCAUUAAGGGACUUAUGUGGCUCAAUCGCUCAUAGACAUCUCAGAUGACCUGUUGGUGAUAAACAACUCGGACUCACGACUGGGCGUAGACUACCCCAAAGUUACACAAACAUCUGUUGUUUUUGCAUCUCUAUUUAGUACAUUAUAUUGGUAAAGUAGAGAUAUGUUUUUUUUGUAGUCUCUGAAGUGUAGUGGUGCCAUAGAACACUACAUUCAAUGUUCAGAUGAGUACUGAUGCUUUAUUUGUGAUAACGACAAUGCAUAAAAAUCAAUAACUGAAUAAAAUAAAAGUUAUAAAUUUAAUUUGGUGACAAGUCUGUUAGGAUUGUCCUUGCGGUAUUUGUGUGUAUCUUUUGGGAAGAGUGUCAUAUGUGGUGGUUUGUAAACACAGUAGUAAACAAAACACUGUUUUUCUAGAAAUUUCAUUAAAUAUUAAUUUAUUUUGUGCUGGUUACUUUAUGAGACUGUUAACGUUAAAAAUAAAACACCUAUAUUAAUGGUUAUGUA
This is a messenger RNA of Homalodisca vitripennis (glassy-winged sharpshooter), 1278 nucleotides long. It is a transcript of the gene Tango11, whose product is annotated as transport and Golgi organization protein 11. The transcript is spliced from 6 exons. The coding region runs from base 129 to 806 and encodes 225 amino acids. The record is from RefSeq and is a predicted model, not a curated record. NCBI's taxonomy places the organism in Eukaryota, Metazoa, Arthropoda, Insecta, Hemiptera, Cicadellidae.